AUGCCAUCGAAUUGUGGUAUUCUCGACAUCCCUGCCCUGGCCAGGGUCACCUGGGAACUUUACAAUCAAUUUCACCCUUUGUCUAAAGAUGCACCAGAUGGAUUUCGAAACCUGAUUAAUGAUUUGGGGUCGCUGCAGGGAAGCCUGCGAGCGCUCAGUGAGGAUGUGAGCUCAAACGCAUUCUUUUUUCAGGAGAUGGAUACAAGCCGAAGACAAGCACUAGAAAGAUGUCUGAGCGCAUGCUACCAAACCCUCCAACGCCUCAAAUCUCUUCUCGGACGAUAUCGCGACUUGGGUGUUGGCGAAGGCAAGACUUUCUGGCAAAGGAUCAAAUGGUCUACCCAGAGGGUUCAGAUCGAAGAUAUUCGGUCUAAAAUCAUUGUCCAUACGUGUAAUUUGAGUCUUUGCAUGAGCUCUAUUGGAUAUGCAUCUCUCGCUCAGUUAGAGCAAACAAUAGCACAAGCGAUGGAAGAUGAUGAACACGCCAUGCAUGUCAUGGAGUCAUCUUUUAGGCGGGACUCCGACACCCUCGGCUCCCCUCGGAGCAUCAGAGAAAUUGUAUCCGGUGAUCCUGAAGAUGCAAGCGCGCAUGAUAAAUACCACUCAGAUCGCCUCCACGUUGCACCCCUGCGUCAAGCAAGGCACGACAACGGCAAACGGAGAAAUACUUCGAUCUCCUCCGAGUCUAUAGUUUCCGGAUCUGACGGGUCGUUCUAUGGAGGGACCGCACCUACUUCUCCCACCUCUUUCAACACAACCCGUUCCCCUUCGCAGAGUAUGAUGGGUAGAAUCAGCCUCUCUCAAAGCAGGGGCGAGCAGCCCUCCAACGAAACGAUUGACGGUCGAACUCACGAAAAGGUGUCUUGGGAAGAUAACUCGGAAAGCCAGGAGAAGCAAAGUUUGGAGAUAAGCAGUGAGGGCUCCCAGGAAAAUCCUCACCAUCGGGUUCUGGAGGCUGUAUCAAACGCCAUGCAUCAAUUGCGCCAGGUCCGCCUGAAGGAGCAGCUUGCACGACCAAUUCGGUAUGAGCCACAGAACCCGGCACACACGCCAAUGCCAGAAGUUAUCUAUUUAUUCGAAGUUUCUGUCAACGAAGAGCUCCAAGUCCGGCGACUAAUCACGCGAGACUGGUUACGCAUUUCUACCUGGUGGCUAUUGAAAGCUCGUACGACUCUCGCCAACGGUAGCAGGAAUAAGUAUACUAGCGCACGAGGCAGCUUGAGCCCGUCGACAGACUCCGCUUCGAGCUCUCACCAGGCUUAUGUUGACCUGCUGAAAGCAUCGUAUAUUCUUUACGACGUUGUUCUGAAAGAAGAAAGCUCCCCUGCUCUCUUGACCGAUGAGAAUCGCAAAUCAAUUGCUGAGCUUUCAGAGAGUAUUAACUACGAGUUUUCCCAGUAUACCUCCCUUGACAUACCAGAUACCGAAAAUAUCCUUUCGCAAAAUUGCGCUAUUUGGGAGUCUCUGCAGCCGGAAGAGACUCCUGAUAGCAGCUUUGAUUUUUCAUUUGGCCUUGACAAUGCGCGAUGGAUAUCCGUUGAUAAAGAAGAUGCUGGUGCUGAGGAAGAGAUAGUCCUCUUUAGGACAUUUGUCAACGCAGGAAUUGGAGGCAAAAAGUUCCGAAUGCGCUCUAAAGGUGCGCCUUAUAUGCUCUUGCUAGCCGCCCGAGAGGGUGAAAGUGAGCCAAAAUUCAUUCUGUGCAACCAAAGUGGAUCUCUUUACCUCCAAAGAAACUUCGUGCCUGACGAUCUACCGCCGAUGAUUGUACUCGAAAAUGCUAUAAGGGCUGGAUUCCCGGGCGCUAGAGUUUCAGAGCCAUUGCCAUUCAAGUUCGAUAACACGAGCGUUUCAAUAUCCUUCCAGUUUGAGUCAGAUAUGGGGCUGUUUAUCAACAUUCCAAAGGCCUACUUCGAUGCCGUUUGGCUGAGAGAGCCAAUUGAUUCUAAGGACUUUACCGAAAGCGUUAUCUUCAAAGGAUCUGUUGAAAUGCUUGAACAGCUGAAACCUCCAACUAUGAAACCCCUCAAUCCACCAGUCACGAUAAAGUCUUGCGAGCUUCGUAUCCUGGAAAGGACCUUUGGGGAAGCUUGGCGGUCUACUCGAAGAGUAGUAAUCACCCCCUCCGUCGCACAAACAAUGCCACGAUGUUUGGAGUUUUUCAUGCCAUUAGGUGGGGUUCAAAUCAAUCACGAGGAUAUGUCUCGCCAAUUUCUCCUCAAAUGGUCCGAUGCCUGUCAGGAACGAUCGGACAGAACAGAUGGAAAUUACAACACUCUUUACUCAUAUAGCUACGACGAAAAUGCUCCAAACCUCGGGUUCAGUCUACAUUUUGGUACACAACAAGGCGCCGAAGAUUUCGAAAAGGCAAUUAUGGAUCUGAGCUUCCGGCCUGACUUUUCGUGGUCUGAGCCUAGUAGUUCCGGUCGUAUUUACGAGGUCAUUGAUACUGGAACCGAACAUAAACAAUACAAAGCAGUUGUCUUAUUUCAGAACCACUCAUCAUGGCGAUAUCUCGAUGUUUACUACAUCUAUCGCAAUACCGACUACGCCUACGAGCAUUCAUCUCUCAGCAUCCGUUUCCCUGCCAUCUCCCAUACAGAUUAUAUCUCCACACACGUUGACCAGCUUUAUCGUGCUGAUGAACCAGUCGGGUUCUCUCAUUGUGAGAAAAAAUCCAGGAAGGUGAUAAUCCAUUUUGAUACUGAGCCCGUCUCUCGCUCAUUUCUCAAUUCACUUUCCCCUCUAUACGAGCUCGUUUUCUCUCGCCGGGUCCAAUCACUCUCCACCAAGGGCAAAUCGCUGUUUGGCUCUAAAAAGUCUGGCAAAGGAGGGGCGGAAGCCCAACUUUGGCGUCGGGGAAAUCGAUUCCAGCUUGCUGCCCGCUGGGACGACAAUAUUCCUGACAAAUGGUUUACCAUGUCCUUGCCCUCAGAUUCUUCCGAGUCGUCCAAAGAAGGUACCCGAGUCAGCUUCCCACGUCUGCCUUACAACCGAGGAACUGUUCUAGAUAUGGCGAACAUCAUAACACGCAAUCCCAAAACUAUGAAUGUCGGUUCUCGAGAAGGGGCUGUUUCAAUGGUUUUCCAAACACCUCACGACCGAGAAGACCUUUUGGCAGCCUUGCAGGGAAGACCGUUCUAA
Messenger RNA from Penicillium cosmopolitanum, 3141 nucleotides. RefSeq lists its product as uncharacterized. The coding region runs from base 1 to 3141 and encodes 1046 amino acids. Lineage: Eukaryota; Fungi; Ascomycota; Eurotiomycetes; Eurotiales; Aspergillaceae. The record is from RefSeq and is a predicted model, not a curated record. The transcript has 5 exons.